AUGAUGAAGAGCUCUCACUCCUCCUCCUUUGACACAUCUCUCUCGGGCAAUGGCACUUAUUUGCUCAUGUCAUCCAAUUGGUCCUCUUGGGUUUACAGUGGUUAUGAAGGAAGUAUCCAAGCCGACAAAGAUCCCAACAAAACUCGAGACGAUCACUCACAGUUCCGACACUUUAAAUUUUAUUCUAAAGAAAUAUUUGAUGAAAUUAAUCGGAUUGGAAUUUCCAAGAUCGCCGGAGGAGAUAAUCACAUGUUUUUGCUGCUCAAUAAUGGUGAUGCUUAUGGAUAUGGUUGGGAUGAAUACAAUCAAUGUUUGACCUCUACGAUUCACAACAAUAGAUUUGGAAAUGGAAUUGGAAAUCGUGAUCCAUUAGUGAAAUGUGCUUUACAUCAUAUUCAAGACAUUUAUUGUGGUGCAAAUUUUACCUAUGCAUUAGUUAAAGAACACUUCUCAGAAGAUUCUCGAGAUUUUCAAAUGUACUCAGCAGGAUGGAAUAAUGAUCGAUGUUGCAGUCAAGGAGUAGACAGUCAUGGUAGUUCAAGACCACUCGGAAAGGUCUAUUGUACUGAUGAACAUGAUCAAAUCAUGCUUUUUCCACCACAUGAUGAGCGAGUUCUUUGUGUUCAUUGUGCUGGAUGUUCAGUGGCUUCACUCACUGUCUCACGAUCGAAUCCUUCCAAGAAGAAAGUCUAUCGUUGUGGAGUAUUUACAGGAUUUCCAAAUCCAAAUUCAAACGAAAAAACAUAUGGUUGUUUAAAAUAUACACCUGUGAAAAAUGAAACGAUAUUACCCGGAGCAAUUUCAUUGGCUCUUUGUAGUGGAUCAUUAAUUGUACUUUGUGAAGAUUUAUCAGCAUUUGUACUUGGAAAAGAAAUCAAAUUAUCAAUUCCUAUUAGAAAAGCAUUUCAAUUAGAAACAGGUUGUGUGUACAUGACAGAAGAAAACAAUAUUUAUAAUUGUUCGAAUAUCCUUUCGCUUGACACUUCCAAAGAUGUGAAAUGGACAAUACCUAAUUUCUCUCCUGAAAGCAAAAACAACAACUCUGGACCAUUUGAAACUCUUCAUGCAAGAGGAUCUCGAGCCAUUGGUAUUCUUUCAGACACUUGUGAUGCUCUCAUAUUUAAUCAAGUAUCCAUUCAUAUUGAUCAUUCAAACCUUAAUAGAACAAGUAUUGCUGAAAUGCUUUCAGAAGACGAUCAAUUUCGACUUUUGAGAGGAAAAUCUUUGGAAAUGCAGAUCAUUUGUUGUCGUUCUUGUUCAUUUGUGUUGAUCAAACCAGUCAAAAAGGAUGAUGCAAUGAGAAGAAAACUCUUUAUGCAAACACAAAAUUUGGGCAAUCCCUUUGUGGAUAUUAAUGUUGUAUGGUAUUGA
Messenger RNA from Naegleria fowleri, 1371 nucleotides. RefSeq lists its product as uncharacterized. NCBI's taxonomy places the organism in Eukaryota, Heterolobosea, Eutetramitea, Acrasida, Naegleriidae. The record is from RefSeq and is a predicted model, not a curated record. The coding region runs from base 1 to 1371 and encodes 456 amino acids. The transcript has a single exon.